Molecule: messenger RNA, 213 nt
Organism: Caenorhabditis remanei
Lineage: Eukaryota; Metazoa; Nematoda; Chromadorea; Rhabditida; Rhabditidae
Exons: 4
Coding region: 1-213 (70 amino acids)
Source: RefSeq, a predicted model, not a curated record
AUGUCACAAGAGAACAAAUCGAACAGUUUGAAGAGAAGCUACCCGGAGGAGAACGAUGAACCACACCAACAGGAGACCAGUGGAACCCUCACUAACGUCGCUUCCAUCCUCAGAUCCCAAGAGCAACAGAACGCCGAAGCCGUUUUCGCUCAACCACUCCCUCCAAUCAAGGGUUUCAUUCCACCACCAAACACUCCAUGCUCCGAAGACUAA